Cariama cristata (Red-legged seriema) is the source of this 552-nucleotide messenger RNA. It is a transcript of the gene TM4SF19, whose product is annotated as transmembrane 4 L six family member 19. The coding region runs from base 1 to 552 and encodes 183 amino acids. The record is from RefSeq and is a predicted model, not a curated record. Lineage: Eukaryota; Metazoa; Chordata; Aves; Cariamiformes; Cariamidae. The transcript has 4 exons. Gene Ontology annotation, cellular component: membrane.
AUGGGGAAAAUAGGAUUUUUAUUGGCCAUUGCUCUCGACUGCCUGCUGGCGCUGGGGCCCCUCUCGGUGGCAGCCAAUGUUCUCCUGCUCUUCCCCAGCGGGGCAUCGAAGUACCUAGUGGAGGGGCACAUCAGCAAGCACGCCAAGGCCGUGCCAGGAGUCUGGGGAGGUGGCAUCACCGCUUUCAUCUCCGCCGUGCUCGCCAAGCUGGCCCUCCUGGGUGCUGCCGCCUGCUUCGUCCUCUCCGGGGUGGGUUUGACCAAUGGACCCCUCUGCUUCUACAACGCCUCCGAGCGUGUCCACGGGCACGGCACCCUCUGGGGUUACCCCUUCCUAGACGCCAAUGGCCAGGAGCCUGACAGCAGGGCAGAGAACUACCUACACGAUCGUCGCGCAUGGAGCAUCUGCCUGGAGCCGGAGGGCAUCGUGGCCUGGAACGUCGUCCUCUUCUCCCUCCUGCUGCUGAUCAGCGCCGCUGAGAUGGUGCUGGCCUCCCUCCAGAUCCUCAACGGCUGCCUCGGGUGCCUCUGUGGCUUUUGCGAGGGGAAGUAG